Messenger RNA from Ruditapes philippinarum (Manila clam), 1769 nucleotides. RefSeq names its product A disintegrin and metalloproteinase with thrombospondin motifs adt-2-like. The record is from RefSeq and is a predicted model, not a curated record. Gene Ontology annotation, biological process: proteolysis. Lineage: Eukaryota; Metazoa; Mollusca; Bivalvia; Venerida; Veneridae. The coding region runs from base 33 to 1769 and encodes 578 amino acids. The transcript is spliced from 15 exons. Gene Ontology annotation, molecular function: metalloendopeptidase activity.
AUUUUUAAAAGCUGUAUCAUCCAUUUCAGACCAUGGCAUAUUAUAUAGAUGUUGAGCAUGGUGCCGCUUUUGAAGUUUCUUUGGCAUCAGAGGGAUCUGAAGAUUUUGAUAUUUACGGAACGUUCGUAUCCAAACAACAUGAAUAUUUGGUACAACCACCGAGGGAUAACCGAAGUACUUACACAGUAUCGCUGAUGGAAGAAAAGCUGACAAAAUCGUUUGAUUAUAUUAAAUUGUCAGACACAGACGCUAAAAUAACUGAAGGAAAGAUGCAGAAUCGCUCAGAGCAGACAAUAAAUACCAGAGAAAAGCGACAGACGACCGACUACGAGAUCGAAAUUUUCUUCGUGAUUGACUUUGCACUUUACAAAUGGACAUAUGCUUUGACUGAAGGAGAAAACGACAGACACACUGCCACAGUUAAUAAACUGUUACAAUACACCUCUUUUUUGUUAAACGAGAUUGAUGUACGAUAUCAAAGUAUGAAAGACUACUCGUAUACAAUAUCCUGUCUUUUUGCUGGAAUUUACAUAGCUGAUGAUCCAAGCGAUUCCAAGUUUGUAGAAGAUCGUGUCGUCAACGAUGCAGGAGAAGCAAAUGGUAACUUAAUACUAAGUGAUUUCAUUCAAUGGGGAAAGGCUUCAAUAAGUCAUUUUAAUUAUGACCAUGCUGCUUUGCUUACAGGGAAAGAUAUCGGAUUUAUACAAGAUGGUAAAUUUACUAAUCGUCUAUUAGGUGCGUUGCGUAUUUCUUCCGGAGUUUGUGGACCAUAUGGAUAUUCUGUCAAUGAAGUGACAGCAUUCAAACCGACGAUGGCAAUAAUUGUCGCACAUGAGCUUGGACAUAAUCUCGGAAUGGAACAUGAUGGUGAUACAAAUAGCUGUCCAAAUGGAAAUGUCAUGGCACAAUAUUUUCAAAUAACCAAGGAUUCAUCCACGAACAAGAAAUACUGGCAGUUUUCGUCUUGUUCACAGACAUAUCUUGACUCUUUUAUCACCAAAUUAGAUCAAUACUCUAAAAACUGUUUGACUGCAAGAACAGCGACAGGCAAUGAUGACAUUGACCCUUAUGCAAAUGACCUUGGAGGUCAAGUUUACAAUCCUGACACCCAAUGUGAGAUGAUGCAAGGAAAAGGAUCGUUUUUGUACAGGACCAAAUACAUCAGUGAUUUUUCAACAAUAUGUAGCACAUUGUUUUGUGCUAUACAAGGCAGAGACGGUUAUGCCAUGCCCAAAAUUCCAUGGCAUGGUACCACAUGUGGAAAUGGCAAGAUGUGUCAAUUAGGGCAUUGCGUCGAAUCUCCCCUAGCACCUCCAGUCAACGAUGAAGCGUGCCCAUUUGGAGAUACCCCUUACAUUGUUCCGCACCAAACAUCUGGUUGUUCCGAUCUUCUUGGAUCUCCUGCAACAACUUACAAUUGUUACCAUGAAGCGAUCAGGAAAGACUGCUGUGCUACUUGUGAAGCUAUAAAGAAAACUAACAGGGCGUAUGUAGAUUGUGACUAUGGAGAUAAAAAGUCAUAUUGUGUAGGAAUGUCAUUACAACUGUGUCGAAAUAGCUUUAAAGUUUGCUGUAAAACAUGCCAAGAUAUACGAUUAGAUAUUCCAGGCUGUCCUUGGGGUGAUGAAUAUACUGACUGUACUCAGAGUCAUUGCACCAAUGAUUUUUCGAAAUGUUGCCAAACCUGUGCCGCAACUAAUACAGCUUUAACGACAGCCGCUACUUCUACGAAAACGACAGUAAAUCGAGCCGCAGUACGACAACAGUAA